UCAAAUUGUCCUGCUUGUACUAUUAUAUUCUUCUCAUAUAUAUUGUAUAUAGAUAUAUAGUAGUGACAAAUUAACUCAAUAUAAUCUAUGGCGGAUCAUGUCAAACGGCGACAAAUUUCAGAAAGUGUGGAAGGUUCACUUAGACGACAUGGACAAACAGUUGUCAACCACUUGAUGGAAACUGGGGAAAAGGCAUUUAGAGAACGACAAUACGAUUUAGCUAAUGCUUAUGUGACGGUGGCUCUCUCACUUCAACCAGUUAAUUUAGAUAUACUUAUGCGAAGGGUGUUAAUUCUGGAAAAACUAGCAAUGUACAAGGAAGCUUACGAUGAAGCACAACAUAUGAUCAAUUUAGCACCCAACGAUGCUCGUGGUUAUCUUCGGGCUGGUCGUGUAUUAUUGGCUCAAGACAAGGCUUCCGACGCUUAUUCUUUGUUUCAAGCAUCCAUGAACAAGGUACAUUCAACUGAUUCAAGAUAUCAACUUUUAGAGGUCUAUCGAAAACGUUGUUCACCACAAACCAAAACUUUUGUUAGUCGUUUACCUUAUGAAGUCUCUCGGUCUAUCUUUCGAAUGCUUCCUUUAGCUUCUUUGGUUCAAUGUACAAGGGUAUCCAAGGCUUGGCGUCAUUUUACUAUUCAUUGUCCUGAUUUAUGGCGUGUCAUCGAUCUUAGAGACUAUCCUUCUCGAAAACGACUUCCUCGAAAUGCAUUAGCCCAAUGUAUCAAUCGUGCUUUUGAUCCUCAUGCAACAAAAUCAAAUGGUGUUCGUGAACUUUGGGUUGGAAACAAGAUGACAAUGUAUGACGUGGUGGAUUUAUUGGUGGCCAAAGAUUGUAAACAUUUGAAUGUUUUAUAUAUGUCUGAUAGUGAUCUUACAAAUAGAAUAUGGACCCGGAUGAUGAUCAAGAAUGUUUGUACCAAUAUUGCCCAUCUUUUUCUCUCCCAUACCGAUAUAUCAAUAGUGGAUGUCAUGAUCUCUGCUGCUUCUCUACCAAAUUUGACUCAACUCGUAUUAGAUGGCUGUUCUUUUGGAUAUGCAUUUAGCAAGAAUAUCAAAAGAUUUGAUCUCUCUGGAGCUGAAAACAUUGCACCAUCACAAUAUUUGACCUCAACUCUUCCAGUCAUACCAUUUCCAAAAUUACAAAUUCUGGGUUUAUCUUCCAUACAUGAUAUGUCUAUCUUUGCUCUUGUAUGGUUACUUUGUCGAUGUCCUACACUGACCAUGCUUCGAACAAUGCAUACUGGAUUGACUCUGACUCGUAUUAUGGUUGCCGUUGCUCGAUACUGUCCUUUAUUGACCUAUCUUGAAUAUAGUCCUGUUCGAUCAUACCCACCUAUUGCGUUUGAACCCAAUCAAUUACCACUGAUGGCCAACAUGCGUACCUUACGAAUUCAUACUGAACAAGAUGAUGAUGUUUUACAUACAAUUUUUAGUCAAUGCUACGAAACACUACAACAACUCUCAACAACUCUCAAUGAUGAAAAUUUGCUGUAUUUGGCACAGUUAGGACCCAUCCGAUUGGAAAGUUUAGAAAUUCCGAUCAGCCCUGGUGUGACAGAAGAUGGAUUAUGUACUCUAUUGAAGGUUGCCCCGAAUCUCACUUUACUUGAUGUGUCGUACAAUGUUGAUGCAGUGACUGAUCGUGUGAUGGAUUUGCUCUCGACUAUGAAAAGACUAAAGACUCUUCGAAUGUUCAAUUGUGUACAAGUCUCAGAUAAAGCUUUACUAGAAUGUGCUCGCAACAGUACUUCACUACGCACUUUUGGAAUCUAUCAAUGUCAAUUUACUCGAUCAACCAUUUAUACUUUUGUUGCUGAUGUUUUAUCAGAAGGUAUCAUUGAAUGCCCUCAAGACUACAUCGUCAAACGUAAACGCCAUCCUCGAUCAUCCGACCAAGAAAUGGAACUCAACACUUUGGUGGACAGUAUUUGUAGUACAAUGCAACUGGAUAUGGAGAUGGAAGAAGCGCAACAACAGCAGGAUCAAGAACAAUCACAAGAGUCAACAAACCUUUUAGAAGAAGAAGAAGAUAGAAAUAAUAAUAACAACACUAUGAUGGUUGAAUCGACAACUGUAGCGAUUGAUGAAACAAAAAGUUUGGAUUCUUCUUCUAAUGUAUUGAUCAAGCAAUGUUCUUCAUCUGUGGUGGAAGAUGAUUCUCCUUCAUUACCUUGGGAACUUGAACAUAUCCUACGAAAUGAUGAUCUAUGGUCCAUUUAUAUAUAAAUAAGAAAGGAUAAUGGAAUUUUUUUUUAUGUAUAUUUAUGCUACUACUUAUGUAUUUUAUGUUUCUUUUAUAUCUACUUUAUACCUUUUAUGCUGUAUCAUUCUCUUUUAUCAAUUAAAAACCAAUUCAUGCAUUUUAA
Halteromyces radiatus is the source of this 2369-nucleotide messenger RNA. RefSeq lists its product as uncharacterized. Gene Ontology annotation, cellular component: SCF ubiquitin ligase complex. Lineage: Eukaryota; Fungi; Mucoromycota; Mucoromycetes; Mucorales; Cunninghamellaceae. Gene Ontology annotation, biological process: SCF-dependent proteasomal ubiquitin-dependent protein catabolic process. Gene Ontology annotation, molecular function: protein binding. The record is from RefSeq and is a predicted model, not a curated record. The transcript has 3 exons. The coding region runs from base 88 to 2229 and encodes 713 amino acids.